This is a messenger RNA of Kickxella alabastrina, 1523 nucleotides long. RefSeq lists its product as uncharacterized. Lineage: Eukaryota; Fungi; Kickxellomycota; Kickxellomycetes; Kickxellales; Kickxellaceae. The transcript has a single exon. The record is from RefSeq and is a predicted model, not a curated record. Bases 331 to 1416 code for a protein of 361 amino acids.
GCGUUCAACCCUUUGGGAGAUCCUUUCAUAACCUUGCAAUACCAUCCCAUCCCAGCACAUCCUAUUCACUUUCGCUCUUUUUUAUUUGGUUCUUUUGCGCAGACAAUCAGGCCACUCAGUAGUCGUCGUCUUUCACGCCAUUCCCUUCUUUCAGGGUUCUUUUUCUUUUAGUUUUUUUAGUGGACGUGACAAGCUGCGGGGCUGGCUGCUCGCCUUUUUGCUGCUCGACCUUUUCUCUUCUCUUCCCUUCGCCUGUUGGGUUCCACUUUAUAUUUUCUUGUAUCCCUAUUUCCAUACUUAUUGUACUGUAUUUUUAGCAACUGGAAUCACAUGUGGAUUCUGACGAUGGCAUCCAGAACACACAAUUGGCGGCUGGCACGCUGCCUUUGCUCGGCCCCGCUACUCCUCUUGAUAAUCAGCAUCAUCUGCAGCAUGUUCAUCUCGGGCACAACUGCGCAGAUAGACGCUAAAUGGAAUCCAGAGCUUAUAUUCGACUACAAGAUUGCGUGGAUAGACGUCGAGUCGGCGACCUUUGGUGUCAGUCUGCAAGCCCAUAAGAAGCCGGUAUUCAUCAGCGGGAAUAACUGGUCACUUCUGGUACGCUACGACGCAAGCGCGCGGGCAAACAUUACGCAAAUCAGCCAGGGCUGGGGGCUGAACUACUAUGACUACUCUACGUGGAUUCUCGUUUCAGGCAAAGAGCAGUUCAACAUCCUACGCUACACGGUGCGCUCGAGCGGCAAAAUGAACCUUGAGGACACGGUAAACAAACUGGCAGUACCAAACCAACUUUUCCUGAUUAACAGCAUCGAUUUCAGCGAUAAUCAGCCGGGAGCUGAAUUGAAAUCAGGCAUCGACUACUUUGUCAACACGGAUGUCAACCUGGCGCAGAUCCCGAAGAAGGCAUUUGGGGACUGGCUGAAUCUGAAGGAGAUCGAUGCGGGGAAAAUUCUGAGCAGUGUCAAUGAGCAGCCAUCAAGUGGCUUGGCAACACAGCAGUCGGAUGCGGAUGAGAGCAAUGUGGCCAAGUCUGAUGACGUCCCUGAAACGACUCCAACCAGAAGCUCCAGCAGUAGCCGUACUACAGCAACUCCCUUGACGCCGUCCAAGCCCCAAGCGUCUACCUCCUUGCAGGUGAGCAGCACGACAAUGGCCACUGUGCUGCCGCCCGUCAAGUUUAUCAAGGGUGAUCCGAACUAUGACCCGAAUAUUAAUGUUAUCGGCACAGUGCUUUCCGCACCGCGGACUGGAUUGUAUUUGGUCAGCACGAUUUUGGGCAUUGGCAUUAUAGCUCAUGCUGCGGGAACGUACCGCCGCUUCCAGUACAAGCGCCAAUACCAGUCGCUGGUCCAGCGCAGUAAAUCGGCCACCUGCAUGCGUGAUGGCUCUGCCAAAACCAAAAUGUUUUUGAUGUGAAUAAAUAAAAAUGGCUUGUUUAUAAAAUUGUUUUCCAGUCGGCUCCCAUUACAACCGUGUUAGCAGAUUUUAGUACUAUUUCUAAAUUUAGGUGUUUUCAAUGCGAG